Molecule: messenger RNA, 807 nt
Organism: Hermetia illucens (black soldier fly)
Lineage: Eukaryota; Metazoa; Arthropoda; Insecta; Diptera; Stratiomyidae
Product: glutenin, low molecular weight subunit
Exons: 2
Coding region: 158-724 (188 amino acids)
Source: RefSeq, a predicted model, not a curated record
AGUUCAUCUUCAAGUCAUAACGCACUUUCAUUGUCGCCGGUUAAUAGCAUAAAUCGUGUAAUAUUACUUGGCGCUUCUCCAAAUCGUGUCGGUGUCGCUGUCGCAAUAAAGUUACACUUCCGUUCCAACUACACACGUUCUCUAAAUCUCGAAAAAAAUGUCGUCAUCAAUCAUUUCCACCGGCUUAUCAUUGUUGGUAGCUGUAUGCUUGCUGACGGAAAUUUGCCAAGGACAAUUGGCCUUUCACACUGACCCGCAAACCAAUUCCUUCUCCUUGAAAGCGCCGGGAUACCAGCAAACAUUCACGCGCUACUUUGGAGGUCAACAGGGAGGGCUCCUCCAACAACAAGCCGCGGCCGCCUCGCAGCCACAACCACAGGUCGCGCUUCCUCAACACUACGCACAACAGCCAGCCCAGCAGGUCUACCCAGGGGCAUACUCUCAACAACAACUCCAGCCACAAGCUAGUCAACAGCAACCACAGUUCAUUUCAGCUCAGGAUUACGCUGCAUUCUUGCAACAGAAUCAACAACAACAAGCGCAACCCCUACAGUACAACGCCAACCCUCAAUACGAGCAACAACCACAAGCCAGCACUCAGAAUGCUGCUGUGAGCGCUGCUCCGCAACAACAGGAUCCAAGCCUAUUGGGGGUCGCCUUCUCACCCUCCAACCAGGUGUCUCACGUGAAAUUCGCAAGCGGUGGAUUGUCCUAUAACUUCUAAGAAAAAAAUUCCAGUGACCGGUGGUAUACUAUGUAUUUAUUCAAAAUUUUGUAAAUAAACAGAUUUUUUUCAAUUCAAAAUAA